This is a messenger RNA of Pogona vitticeps (central bearded dragon), 622 nucleotides long. Lineage: Eukaryota; Metazoa; Chordata; Lepidosauria; Squamata; Agamidae. The record is from RefSeq and is a predicted model, not a curated record.
GGAGGCUUCCUUGGAAUGAGGCGGAAAGGCCAAAGGGGAGCCGGGCGUGCUGAUGAUGACAGCUUCCUUUCCUGGUUCCGAAACGGCUUGCUGGCUACUGGCGUUGGAGUCAUAUCUUACGUGCAGAGUGACAUGGGGCGAGAAGCGGCUUAUGGUUUCUUCAUCCUUGGUGGGAUCUGCGUCUCGUACGGCAGCAUCUCCUACCUGACCAGCCUCUUCCUUCUCCGCCGGACCAUGAUGCUGUCUGUCUCUGUAGCUUUUCUGAACGGCGCGGCGGUCACCACAGUGGCGCUGUUCUGGCUGUGCGCCAUCUCCCUCUACAUUGGCCGCUUGGAGGUGGAGAUCAUCCAGGACGACACCAGCUUGGACAAGAAGAAAGAUAAUGGGAAGUCAGAGAAGUGAAGGCCAAACGGGCCCUUGGGACGUCCGGGACGGGGCCCCGCGGUCUCCGCCGUCAGGCCACCCGCAUGCCGUGCCUGGGGCCUCUCCUGCUGCUUGGGCCAAAGGGCAAGGAUAGAGGGAUGGUUUCCACGCAGACAAGAGGGAAGGGGCAACGUGGGCAGCUUUGUAUUUAUUUCCCAGUCUCCAGGCAGGCGGUUGAGGCAAAAAAAAAAAAAAAAAA